ACUCUCUGUUCACACCGAAAGCCAUUCGUUGUGUGUUUUUGUGGUAUUUCUUCAGUUUUACGACACUUUUUCUCAACAAAUAUAUAGUUUCCUAUGAAAUGGGAGACACAACUAUGUUAGGACUGAUAGCCUUGUGGUUCGUUGAGGUGUCGUUCGCCGAAACCGUGAAGAGUUCUGCGCCCGUCUUCACAGUACUCAUCGCACGAGUAGUUUUAGGCGAAAAGACAUCUCUUUUAGUCAAUCUAUCAUUGAUUCCUGUGAUGAGUGGUCUCGCGCUCUGUUCCGCGUUUGAACUCAGAUUUACAUUAAUUGGUUUAAUGGCUUCGUUAGCCACCAAUCUAUCGGAAUGUUUGCAAAAUGUAUUUUCCAAGAGAUUGUUGAAUGUGGAGAAGUACGAGCCCUUACACCUCCAGUUUUAUACCAGUCUGUCAUCGAUUGUGGUUCAGAUCCCAUGUGUGCUAAUUCUGGUCGAUUUGCCACACUUUUUGCAUUCCCUUCAAACCGAGAAGAAUUUACUUUUGACUUAUAUAUUGGCCGGCCUUUCAUUCCACUGUCAAAGUUAUACAGAAUAUAUCCUUCUCAAUAUGAUAUCUCCCGUAACGCACAGUGUGGCCAACACUGCGAAGAGAGCUUUCCUCAUAUGGCUAUCAGUUAUCAUAUUUGGAAAUGCAGUCACGACUCAGAGUUGGAUCGGAACUGCUUUUGUGAUAUCCGGAGUCUUCGUCUACAACAAAGCCCGACACUAUUCGUCCACUAAAAGUAUUUCUGAUCUCAAUUAUAACCCUUUAAUACAGACCGAAACUCACACCGUCUGACUUGACUAGUAUUUAAUUAAUUUAUUCGCAUUUUUUAAGUCACUAUUUAUAACAAGUCAUAAUAUUUUCACCUAUUGUUUCGAUUAUAUUGAAUUGUAUUUUGAGAUUACAAUCAUUAUUAAUGAUUAUAAACUCUUAUAAAAACGGUUAAGUUUUUAAUUUAAUUAUUAAAAGUUAAAGCAAUCUCCGAUCAAAGAGAAAUUCAAUCAAUACAUACAACGUGUAAAAUAUGUGACCG
Messenger RNA from Medioppia subpectinata, 1053 nucleotides. Lineage: Eukaryota; Metazoa; Arthropoda; Arachnida; Sarcoptiformes; Oppiidae. The record is from the annotation of a GenBank genome assembly.